Molecule: messenger RNA, 3924 nt
Organism: Branchiostoma floridae (Florida lancelet)
Lineage: Eukaryota; Metazoa; Chordata; Leptocardii; Amphioxiformes; Branchiostomatidae
Product: F-box/LRR-repeat protein 8-like
Exons: 2
Coding region: 195-1346 (383 amino acids)
Molecular function (GO): protein binding
Source: RefSeq, a predicted model, not a curated record
GCACUGAUCUGGCUGUCAAAAUACCAGGUCUAUGACAUCAUGCCCCCCUCCCCCUUCCGUCUUCUGACAACAACUUGUAUAACGUCAUAGUGUACUUUAGACCGAUGACUUAAUGAUUACAUUGCCAAAGGGAGAAUACGCUGGUACUGCUCGCGAACGUUACAGGGUGCAAAAGUGUCGAGAAGGACAAAAUCAUGGAGGACAAGUCGUGGGAAAACAUCACGGACCACAUCAUUAUCCACAUCCUCUCCUACCUGCCUGUCCACCACCGGCACAACGCCGGCGCCGCCUGUCGCUCCUGGAACCGGGCAUUCAACUCUCCGCUGCUCUGGCGCCACGUUAGAGCCACCUUCCACUCGGAGAAGGACGUCCGCUGGCUGGGGUGUCUCCAGCGGUACGGGACCCACUUCAGGACUGUGCACAUCGACUGCAACCAGGAGGACGUCGUCAACAGGAGGAUCACCUGCGACUUCAUCAACGAGCUGGCGCGCCUCCCGGAAAGGCGACUUAAACGGUUCAUCGUCGUCUUCUCCGGAAUGAACCCGUACUUCUAUGCAGGUCAGGAGAUGCAUGAGGCCAUCGAGGAUCUAUUCGGCCCCCCUCCCACCAAAUGUAACGUCAUCUCAACCCUAGAACACGUGGAUCUAGGGAAGCUGUCUAUCGCCUACUCGGACAAACUUUUCCUCCCUCUUGCAGAGAACAAUCCCAACCUGAGGUUCCUCAACAUUCAGAAUGCUUCUCUGGUCUGUAAGGUGUCUUCAGAUUGUCUUCUUAAGAUCAUCACGACCUGUACCAAACUUGUGGACCUGAGAGUUCACUAUUACAGCCUGUCUGAGGAGGUACUCACAGCUCUUGCAGAUAAAGAGCGGACUCCUCUGCAGCACCUCUCUGUAUGUUGCCAAAAGGACGACAAGAUGGGUUUCGCCAAGGUGUGGGAAUCUGAGUUCUGGAAAGCGCUGACGGAGCACAACCGCGCCCUCCGCGUGUCGCUGAUCUUCGGCGACUACUGUCCGACGUUGCGGAUCCCCAAACUCCUGAAGCCUGAGAUCCCGGUGUCUGUGCUCCGUGUGGAGAACUGGCAUCCACUGCUGUACCUGGUGAGGUUCUGCUGCGAACACUACUACAGGACAAUCGAGGUCCUGGUGCUACACACUCACACCAGCCCCCAGCUGGACCAGUCCCUUCUGGAGUUGGUCACCAAGAGCCCCCGGCUGAGAGAACUCCACGUCUACUGUGUGCUAGCGAAGGACACGGUCUCCGAGAUCCUGAAAAUCCGCCCUGGUCUGCAGCGCAUCACGCUCAAGUCGGAGAAAGAACCUUUCCCCUGGGAGCCCGAAGAGUUGUAGAUGUAGUAGUUUGUGUUACAACAACAAAAAAUUGUAACUGUAGUUCAUCUACAAUGAAUGCAGAAUGCCUCAUGCCAUGGUUCAUUAAAUUGUAUUACAUUUCAUAUAAGCCCUGGGCAUAGAUCCUUUGUAAUCAUAUAAAUGUAACUUACAUGAACAGAAAAUCCAUUCACCUUUAAAGAUUAUAAGAUUACAAAACCCCAAACAAAGACCAAUUUGUGCAAUAGCUAGACAUCAACAUUUCUUAACCUGUAAAAACAGAUAAUGAACUAGAUGAUGAGUGUGUUAGAUAUGCUACAAAGCAGUUUUAAACUUUAAAUGAAAGAAAUGAUGUGUCAAAAGAUUAUGGUUUGUUUGCGAGGUUUGUAAUUUAUCAUGAAUUGACUGUGCUUGAGAUGUGAUUGAAAAGAGCUUUAUCGAAGGUUGUUUUGUAACAAAAAUGAUUUUGAAAUCAUGAAUUUAUUUUAUGUAUGUAAACGUGUAUACAUAACUAUAAAAAGUAUCGGCCACUUUACAACUAUUAACUUGAAAUUAUGGUGUUAUCUACCAUAUAUCAUUUUACCUUGAUGAACUGAAUCAUUUUAGAAUGUAAUUGUAUGUCAAUUCUCUGGCUUAAGAAAUGCUUCAUUGUAUAUCGUUAUGAUCUUGGUUGAUGAAAGUUUUAAAACCAAAAAAAUUUUUUAUCCUAAGAAAUCAUACUUUUAUUGCUAUCUAUGUAAUACAUACAUUUACAUGUAACUACAAAUAAUAUAGACCUCUUGAAAUUAUGAUGUUAUCAUUUUAGUACAUGUAUAUAUAUAUAGAAAAAAAAGACACAUUGUGAUCUUGGUUUGAAAUAGCUGUCUCAUAUGACAAUAUAAGCCCUAUUUGCUUUUGAAACAGUAUGUGUGUGAUACACAACAUGUAAGCUGUCUUACAUGUGUAUAAAAGUUAUUUUUUAUUUCUAUCUUAUGUACUUGUCAAAGUAUCCUGCCCUUUUCAAAUUCCAUUUGUAUUGUCUCUGCUUUUGUCAGCUGGGCUAGCCCUUUGUAAUAGCCACAGGCUCGUUGGGCAGCCCUGGCUGUGUGUGCUGAACAGCCAAACCAAUAAAUAGAAUAAAUACACAACAUCGUCUUGCAUAUCUUGAUAUGUCUACCUUUAUUAGCGAUUAAAAAAGCUUGUACAACAGGACAGCUAAGUACGCUGCGUGACAGCCACAGUACAAAGCCUUGAUUAAGCACAGACACAGACAGCUUCAUAUUGGCAGAAUCAUUGGGGCAGCAUCGCGGACACGGGACUCCAGAUGGCUCACAGUCUUUCUGUCAUUGGUCCAAGACAGACAAGCAAUCUCAUUGUGGCGUUGCUACUGCAGUAUAAAGAUCAUCUCCAAGCAGAUCUUACAGUAGCAUAAGAUUUGUGUAGUAUCAAAAGCUGGCAGAGGAGUGAAGCCAGCCUUGGAGAGUGUAUGCUCCUGUGCCCGUCUGACUCCCGUUGGCUGCUAUACUUCUUUGCCAGCUUUGGUACUAUCUUAUGGCACCGUAGGAUCUGCUUGGAGACUAGUAUAAAGACACUGUGUGUAUUUGGAGUCUCACUCUGACUCUCACACACACACAGACUGUAUGGUGACUUUUGCUGAAUUUGGUGUUAACUGGGUCCCAUGUCCUAAAUACAUGAAAUAUUUCAAGAUUCGAUCAUUUUACAUGAACUGUACUUCAGCCGGCGAGCUGGGCAAAGAUGUUAGUUACAUGCCCUAUUUCCAAUUUCAAAAAAAGUCAUAGAACCUAUAAAUUUUGCCCCUUCCUCUGCAUAAAUAUAGUGUUUCUUGAUAGCAAAGCCAGCACAGCAUUCACAUCACUUCUUAUUGAACAUUAAAAGCAUUUCUAUCAUACCCUCAUUUCAGGUUGACCACUUAGCACUGCCUAGUGAAUACAUUAUAGCAUUUGACCACCUGUAUAAACAAAAUAAAUCAUGCGCAGAUGGCAACAAGACUUCUUUGGCUGAGACACCAGAAACAUUUUGGCCUAUCUAUAUAUAUACAUUUCAGCUGCUAGCUUUUUAACCAUUCCAUGACACAGUGCCUACGAUGGUGUUAUAUCUGAGCGACAUUUUGUGUAUGUGGGCAGAGACUGCGAUCUGGCAGAAUCACUGAUUCUAUUAGUAGAGAUGCUGAUUGUCUGAUGAUCAGGAUGUUCUCCCCUUUGUAAAUUAGAAACUUCAUGUAGAUUGAUUCAAAGUGUCAUGAAUCGAUCGAAGUUGAAAAGUUUUGCCCCUCUGAUCAGGUUCUCUACUAGAGCAAAACCAGCAUUUCUGUCAGACUGCUACAAAUAUGCCUCUACCCUGGCCGGAAAUGUCAUGUCACAACUACCUCAUACUAGUCAUAGUACUACAGUAAUCAAUAAAAAAGGUCAAUACCAAUACAGAUUGUGGUAUCUACCUGACUUCUUGCAUUGCUGGUAAAAUAGUGGGAACUGGCAAAACAUGGUAAAUAAUUUGCCAGGGGAGUUAGCUGGCCAAGGGGUUACACAUGGGCCACCCAGAGCCCAAGCCUAUCUACUUUUUUUCCCACAGCAACUCAGAGGAGUCUGGUAGACUAAAACAA